Messenger RNA from Populus euphratica (Euphrates poplar), 1173 nucleotides. The record is from RefSeq and is a predicted model, not a curated record. Lineage: Eukaryota; Viridiplantae; Streptophyta; Magnoliopsida; Malpighiales; Salicaceae.
AUGGAUGAUCCACAAUUUAAUGACAUAUUUAAUGAAGAUUUCGAUGGUAAUUAUGAUAAUGUAAUGAACCACAUUGUAGAACAAAUUAAUUAUCCUAGUUGUGAAGGUAGUGGUGCUUCAGUUGAUGGUGCCGGAGAUGAUAGUAAUGGAAACGACUCUGAUAACAGUAAUGACGAUGAUGAUGCUGACGUUGAUGAUGAUAGUGAUGGUGACGAUGCAUUUAUUAUAAGGAGGCAUUUUGAGAGGAAAAAGUUAAUUAUAUGCACAGCUGGAGCUAUAAACAUGAUGGACGCAACCACUUUAUUGAGUUUAUGCACCGAAUUAGAAAUGCGCCAUGGCUUAAAACCGUCAAGAAGAAUGAGCGUUAUUGAAAAGGUGGCAAUGUUUCUAUUUACAAUAGCAGUUGGGGCGUCAAAUAGACAAGUGCAAGAAAGAUUCCAGCAUUCAGUCAUAAAACCAGUAGAUCCACAAUUUAUGAGCACACCAAGAGAAAUUGCUAUGAAUCCAAGAUUUAUGCCACAUUUCAAGAAUUGUAUCGGUGCAAUUGAUGGAACACAUGUUCGUGCCUGCAUACCAUCUGCAAAUCAAAUUCCAUUUAUUGGAAGAAAAGGUAUACCAACACAAAAUAUCAUGGCUGCUUGUAGUUUCGACAUGCAAUUCAUGUUCGUGUGGGCAGGAUGGGAAGGUAGUGCACACGAUACGCGUAUUUUUCUUGAGGCCAUUGACAAUAACAAUAUCAAAUUUCCAAAACCUCCAGAAGGAAAAUAUUAUUUGGUUGAUGCUGGAUAUCCAAACGAGUAUGGGUAUUUGGGUCCUUAUAAAGGUGAGAGGUAUCACUUCCAAGAAUUCAGGCGUCGUAGACAACCAAGUGGUCAGAAAGAAGUGUUUAAUCGUGCACACUCGUCAUUACGUAACGUGAUCGAACGUUCUUUUGGGGUAUGGAAACAGAGGUGGAAAAUUUUGCAAAACAUGCCUGGUUAUCCAUACAAGACACAAGUUGAGAUUGUAGUUACAUCCAUGGCACUACAUAAUUAUAUUAGAAGGAGGUCACAAGAUGAUGCAGUUUUUUCUGAGUAUGAUCGCAACCCCAAUUUAAUUCCAGAUGACUUUUUACCUGAUAUUGUUCAGGCUUUAGUCAUUCAAGGCUCACAGAGGCCUUCACGUAUGGAUUUU